ACCUGUGAAAGGCAACUUGCUCCUCUGAGUGAGUCAGGUGGUCAGAGGUUUGGAUACAGUCGGAUGCCGAGUCCCAGUCUCCCUCCAGUGAUACAUCAAAGAAGCCAAGAUGACCUUCAUUGCUAAGACCUUCUAUGACCUGAGGGCCACCUCGCUAGAAGGGGACUCGGUAGACUUCAAUGUCUUCAGGGGACGAGUGGUCCUGAUAGAGAAUGUGGCCUCCCUCUGAGGCACCACCGCCCGGGACUUCAGCGAGCUGAAUCAGCUGCAGAGCAAGUACCCCCAUCGGCUGGUGGUCCUGGGCUUCCCUUGUAACCAGUUUGGAUACCAGGAAAACUGUACCAAUGGUGAGAUUCUGCAUUCACUGCAGCACGUGCGACCAGGCGGUGGCUUCAAGCCCAACUUCACCUUGUUUGAGAAGUGCGAUGUCAACGGAGCAAACACACAUCCAGUCUUUGCCUAUCUCAAAUUCAAACUCCCUUAUCCCGAAGAUGACCCAAGUUCCCUCAUGCAGGAUCCCAGAUUUCUUGUUUGGAGUCCAGUUAGCAGGGCGGACGUCUCCUGGAACUUUGAGAAAUUCCUUAUCGGGCCAGAGGGAGAGCCCUUUAAGAGAUACAGCAGGAAUUUUCCAACUAUUGACGUAGAGCCUGACAUCCAAAGGCUGCUAAGAUUAACAAAGACCUAAGAAUAGUAUCCACUUCCUAAUGGCAUUUCAUUCAUUACUGUCAAAGCUGACAUGAUGACCUUCACACUUUUAAGCCUUAAUAAAUGAGGGUGAUAUUCUAAAACGUUUGCAGAAUAUCACCUGAAGUCAAAUAAGUGCUUAAAAUUAGUGGAUGUUAUUUUCAUUUUUCAGUGAUUUUUUUUCUUCAAAUGACAGUGUUUUAAAGAAUAUGAAAACUUAUUCUGUAAGUUUUGUUUCUUGUCUUUCAUAAAAGCUACCAGCAGAUGGUGCUACCCAACAAAUCAUGCAGAUAGAAACUCCAGUCAUGCUUUUAUGAAUUGGCAUUCCAAGCACAAUCAAGAAUGCACAUAAAUAAAAUCUUGAAACUCA
Molecule: messenger RNA, 1054 nt
Organism: Xiphophorus couchianus (Monterrey platyfish)
Lineage: Eukaryota; Metazoa; Chordata; Actinopteri; Cyprinodontiformes; Poeciliidae
Gene: gpx2
Product: glutathione peroxidase 2
Exons: 2
Biological process (GO): response to oxidative stress
Molecular function (GO): glutathione peroxidase activity
Source: RefSeq, a predicted model, not a curated record